AUGGAAAAUUUCAGAGUUGUUCAGAUGAUGGUGGUGGUGACAAGUGUAAUGGUGAUGGUGUCAUUGGUGGCCUCAGGAGAUCCAAUUCAGCUUCAUAGGGUGGGAGGCUCCAAAGGUUGGAGGCAGGAUGUGAACUAUACUGAAUGGUCUGCUCAAGAACAUGUCAUUGUUUGUGAUUGGCUCAUGUUCGUGUUUGACAAACGAUACUUCAACGUUCUGGAAGUGAACAAGACAAGCUACGAGAAUUGCAUAGACAGGGACUUCAUAAAAAACGUGACACGAGGUGGUCGUGAUGUGGUGCAAUUGACAGAUCCAAAGACAUAUUACUAUAUCUCUGGUGGAGGGUACUGUUUUCAUGGAAUGAAAGUUGCUGUGAACGUUGAAGAAUACCAAGAACCUGUGCCAGCAAAUGCACCAUCACCAUCUAAGAUUGUGUCUGCUUCUAUUUUGCCCUCAGUGUACACUUGCAUUUGGAUCAUUGUUGCUAAUGUGCUUUAUGUGAAUUUGGUUUCAAUGGGCAUUUUGUAA
Abrus precatorius (Indian licorice) is the source of this 528-nucleotide messenger RNA. RefSeq names its product lamin-like protein. NCBI's taxonomy places the organism in Eukaryota, Viridiplantae, Streptophyta, Magnoliopsida, Fabales, Fabaceae. Gene Ontology annotation, cellular component: plasma membrane. The transcript is spliced from 2 exons. Gene Ontology annotation, molecular function: electron transfer activity. The record is from RefSeq and is a predicted model, not a curated record. Bases 1 to 528 code for a protein of 175 amino acids.